Messenger RNA from Mucor velutinosus, 4167 nucleotides. Its product is annotated as Nuclear control of ATPase protein 2. NCBI's taxonomy places the organism in Eukaryota, Fungi, Mucoromycota, Mucoromycetes, Mucorales, Mucoraceae. Gene Ontology annotation, cellular component: vacuolar membrane; Seh1-associated complex. Gene Ontology annotation, biological process: positive regulation of TORC1 signaling; cellular response to amino acid starvation. Gene Ontology annotation, molecular function: signaling adaptor activity; protein binding. The coding region runs from base 1 to 4167 and encodes 1388 amino acids. The transcript has 11 exons. The record is from RefSeq and is a predicted model, not a curated record.
AUGUCUCAAGCAAACAAUGCAUUUUCAGAUGAUCCAUUGCUCAAGCGCCGUAAAUCCGAUUCGAAUCUGCUAAACAACAACCUGGAUAAAGCGCAGCAAUAUCGAAAGAGAACCUCACAGAUGGCACAUCAGUUGAAUAAAUCCAUCUCCAUCACCAUGGCUGAAAGGCAGCUUGCGCGAAAUACAAAGAAGGACGACAAUCCGCAGGAGGAUACGUUUUACCGUGCACUCGAAAUCAAGUUUCAUCAUUCGGUUGGCAGCAUGAGCAUCAGCCCUGCUUGCAGAGAUGUUGUUUUGGCAGGUCGACAAGGUCUUGUGGUGAUUGAUUUAGAGGAUCCUUGGCUGAUACCGAGAAUACUGCCUCACAUGUCAAAAUGGGAGGUUGCUGAUGUCCAAUGGAGCCCACACAUUGCUCGAGAAUCAUGGGUGGCAUCCACUUCGAAUCAAAAGCUGCUUGUUUGGAAUUUGAAUCAUUCUGGAUCAAGAGCUAUUGAACAUGUAUUUCAUGCGCAUGCAAGAGCCAUUUCAGAUAUCAACUGGUCUCCACACCAACCAGAUAUACUGGCAACCUGUUCCGUGGAUACCUACGUUCAUCUAUGGGAUUUAAGAGAACCGCAGCUCAGAUCCAAAGACCAAGACGAUGACAGAAAAAUGAGACCAAGCUGCUCUUUCACACCUUGGAAUGCUGCUGCAACACAGGUCAAAUUCAACAGGAAAAGCGAAUAUCUGAUAGCGUCAGCGCAUGACAAGGAUGUCAAGAUUUGGGAUUUAAGAAAAGGCGCUGUCCCUGUAACAAGCAUCACAGCACACUCGAAAAAGAUUUACGGCAUUGAUUGGAGUCGACAAAACGAUCAUGACAUUGUGACAUGCAGUUUAGACAAGAUGGUCAAGUUUUGGAAUAUUCAUACACCAGAGGAGGAAGAGGAAGUGAUUGUAACAGAUACACCCAUCUGGCGUGCCAGAAACACGCCUUUUGGAAAUGGUGUGCUGAUCAUGCCUCAGAGAACAGACUCUAAAUUGACCCUGUACAGCAGAGCUUGCGCAGAAACACCUGUGCAUGCAUUUGAUGGACACCAAGACACUGUCAAGGAAUUUGUCUGGAGAUGGAAGGGGGACAUCAAUGGCGCCAAUGGAGACGACCGCGAGUUCCAGUUGGUGACAUGGUCCAAGGAUCAAAAUUUGAGACUCUGGCCAGUAUCUGAAGAGAUCAUGAAAUCAGUAGGACACGAACCAAGCGCCACUAAAACCAAACUGUCUGCUCCUUUCAUGGCUGUAGAAAAGAACAACCCGGCCAACUCGCACUCUUUCCAGCAAGAGCCUAUCGAAAAGUCCACCACCAACAUACGCCCAUCCUUCUCUUCUGCCACGCCUGUUCGCCUGACGCCCAACAGCAACACCUCUACCAUGACGCCCUACCGAUCAAACAUUGUCAAUCACGGUAUAGGCACUGGCUACGAGCAGACAAACGCAUACAGAGAGCAAAAGUACUCUGCCAUCAACCCAUUACUGUGGAUGCAAAACGUCAAAACGGUGGGUCCCGCUGGUGGAGAGGUACGACGCGACGCAACAGCUGAAAACACAUACCAGUCCGUCGCCGAGGAAAUGUCGUCUGUACUGAACAAAUACUUGCCUGUGGGUGUCAAGACCGAAAAGAUCAAUGCUGCAUCUCGAACGUGUACUAUAUCGCUUCACGGGCCCUGGUCUGAUACGGGCGAUGCCUUGCUGCGAAUUACGAUUCGAUUUAGCCCCCAGUAUCCAGACAACAGCCCACCCGAGUUUGAUAUCCAAAAGAACAGCAUGAUCUCCAUCUACUACCGUGCUCACAUGGCACAAGACCUGAAUGGAUUGGCUUCCACAUAUACCUCGCAGAAAAAGUGGUGUUUGGAGCCUUGUAUCCGGUAUUUGCUAGGUGAAAACAUGCAGGAAGAGACAGAGUACGGACUGGAGAACGCAAACUUAUCGCUUGAUUCUGCAAAUGGCCUGAUGAACCAGAAUAGUGCUACUGCCACUGGAAGUCCAAACCAUUGGAAGGGUGCCACUGCUGUUGAUACUGGUGAUUCUGAUGACGAACUGGGACAAGGCUGGGGAAACUUGGGUGAUGGUUACCGCUUUGGCAAGCGAGAGAGCAUGACAAGCGAAAGGGGCAUCAUGGUCGACAUGUCUGCCAAACAGAGCACAGAUGCCAAAGUACCCUUUCCACGGCUCUGUGGCGGCGUGUUCUCUGGCAGCGGACAGCUUACCUGCUUUUUUUCCACACUGCGUGUGCGAGAUAACAACAGAUCAAAGAACACAGAGAGUAAGGCAGACAAGGCUCAGCAGGAGAGCCAACCCCAGAAUGAUCGUAGCAAUGGAGAGUACUUUGAAAACACGUACAGCGAUUUUUACCGACAUCCAAAGACCUAUGAACAGUUUGAAGAGUACAAGGAAAUUGCAGCCAUGUCGCGACAGGGCAAAAAUGCGACCGUGCUGGUGGGUGGUACAGGUGGUGCUUUUGGUGAGUACGCUUAUGACGAUGAACAAGACGAUAUCGAUGAUGGGCUGAAUACAGUGGGCACCAUGGGCAUCAUGUAUUACAAGGCAGACAACAUUGCGCUGAACAGCACUAUGGGCAGUGGCGAUAAUCUCUUAUACCACGGCACCAAGACAGAUCGCAUUACACAUAAUGUAGUGAUAGCUGAUUUCUCUGAAAAAAUGCCCUACAGUCCAUGGCUUGCCAAAGAAUACAUUCUUUCGAGUAAAGACCCUGUGGCAGCCUGUAUACACAAUGCAAAAGUAUGUCGAAAGCACGGAAGACUUGAUUUGUACAAGGUCUGGCAUCUGGCAGUUGAGAUCUUGCGUGGAUGUGUUCCUGCAACACUACCUGAAGCGGACCGUGUUAUUACAGACGGGCACCAAGUCUUGCUAGAUAGCCUCGACUCCAAUGCCGUGUUAGAUGAAAAUUGGCAGCGUGAUCAGCAGUUGGCAGAGGUCAAGAGUAUGCUCUACAGCGGUGGCAACGUCAUGGAGACCCACAAAAAGCAGGCGGAAUCGAUUGCUACCAAACCGUUGCAGAGAGUGAAAUGGGGCAUGCAUCCCUUGGGCCAAAAAUUGGUGGACGCUUUACUCCAGCAUUUCAUAGGGACAGGCGAUAUCCAAACAGCUGCCAUGCUCUCGUGCACGUUCCAAGUUCGACCGAAUAAAGUACCCUCUGCGUUGUUUGGCCAAAAGCCUAUCUCUAUAGACAAGUCUCCAGAGACAGAGUUGGAUUACUUUUCCCUCAAGAUGAGCCACCGUAAUUUACACCAUCACCAUCAACAUUCUCUGCGAGCGAAUUCAGGCCCCAACACAGAUGCUACAGAGAGAAUUACAGUGGCACCUAUCAGCGCUUCUUACGGUACUAAAUCCAACAACAUGCUUUCGUACCUGUGGGACACCAGUGAUAGUAGACGCCUCUCUCCUAUAGACAGAUACACAGAUACCCCAACUGAAUUGCAUUCACCCAACAAGCGCAAUUUGCGACUGAAUAGAUCGUGGACCAUGAGCCAACCCAAAUUAAAGAUACCGAGCAAUACGGCGCCAGGCAUCCGUCAUAUCGUAGGCAGCUUGGGCUCACACUCGUCCGCACUCUCAUCGCCCAUCAUACAAACACCCACUACGCCACUGUUCAACAAGGAAGGCAAAGUGCUACAAGAUCCCAGAGAGAUGAAAAUCGAGUUUACCAACAUGGAGUACUUUGACAGUGAGCGCUUCUUUGGGUUUAACCAUAUACCCCUGAUGGACACCAAAGGCAUGGCGCAGAGAGAUGUGUUGCGUCUCGCUUACGCUGACAUGCUGUACAGAUGGCACUUGCUGGAUCAGAGGGCAGAAGUGCUCCGUUUUCUCAACCAUCAACCCUUUCCUGCAGACAAAGAGGUGGCUUCAAGCAAUAUCAGAGUAUCCUGCUAUGCUUGUGGCACUGAAUUAUCUAGCAAUGACAAAUACUGUAUACAAUGCCGUAAAGUGCGAAAACUAAUUCGAUGCUGCUUUUGCCAUAUUCUGGUAAAGGGCCUCGUCAACUUUUGUAUUCAUUGUGGACAUGGUGGUCAUAGCAGCCAUAUGGAGGAUUGGUUUGUGGCAAACCAGCAAGUGUAUUGUAUGACUGGAUGUGGAUGUAAAUGUGCCUUGGAGUCGUUGGAGAUAAACACUUGA